Molecule: messenger RNA, 1326 nt
Organism: Capronia epimyces CBS 606.96
Lineage: Eukaryota; Fungi; Ascomycota; Eurotiomycetes; Chaetothyriales; Herpotrichiellaceae
Product: ATP-dependent RNA helicase sub2
Exons: 4
Coding region: 1-1326 (441 amino acids)
Biological process (GO): mRNA splicing, via spliceosome; mRNA export from nucleus
Molecular function (GO): ATP binding; RNA binding; RNA helicase activity
Source: RefSeq, a predicted model, not a curated record
AUGUCUGCUGAAGAAGAUCUCAUCGACUACUCUGACGAGGAGCUUCAAGCAACCGAAGCCCCCGCCGCCGCCGGCGCGACAAAUGGAGCUGCAAAGAAGGGCGACUUGACAGUCACUGGCGGAAAGGCAGCAGACAAGGGUAAAGGCAGCUAUGUCGGCAUCCAUUCCACCGGAUUCAGAGAUUUCUUGCUCAAGGGCGAGCUGCUACGAGCUAUCACCGACUGCGGUUUCGAACAUCCUUCGGAGGUCCAACAAAAGUGUAUCCCUCAAGCUCUUCUCAGCGUCGAUAUUCUUUGUCAAGCCAAGUCCGGUCUCGGUAAAACAGCCGUCUUUGUCUUGACCACCUUGCACCAGCUGGAACCAGUCCCUGGCGAAUGCUCCGUGUUGGUUAUGUGCCACACCCGAGAGCUGGCAUAUCAAAUCAAGAACGAAUACGCAAGAUUCAGCAAGUACCUCCCGGACGUCAAAACAGCGGUCUUCUAUGGCGGCACUCCUAUUCAGAAGGAUAUCGAGCUUCUCAAGAACAAGGAGACAUUCCCUAACAUCAUAGUUGGAACUCCGGGCCGACUCAACGCCCUUGUCCGCGACAAGGUUCUAUCUUUACGCAAUGUGAAGGCAUUUGUCCUCGACGAAUGUGACAAGAUGCUUGAUCAGAUCGACAUGCGUCGCGACGUCCAGGAGAUCUUCCGAGCGACUCCUACCGAGAAACAAGUGAUGAUGUUCAGCGCUACCCUGCCUGCCGAGAUUCGACCGAUUUGCCGAAAAUUCAUGAGAAACCCUCUGGAAGUCUUCGUUGACGACGAGACCAAGCUCACCCUCCACGGUCUCCAACAAUAUUCUAUCCGGCUAAGCGAAGGCGAAAAGAACCGAAAGCUGAACGAGCUGCUUGACAGCCUCGAGUUCAACCAGGUCAUCAUCUUCGUCAAGAGCACUUUGCGUGCCACCGAGCUCGACAAGCUACUGCGUGAAUGCAACUUCCCUAGCAUUGCAGUGCACUCUGGGAUCAGCCAGGAAGAGCGGAUCAAGCGAUACAAAGAGUUCAAGGAAUUCAACAAACGGAUCUGUGUGGCUACAGAUGUAUUUGGCCGUGGUAUCGACAUCGAGCGUAUCAACCUCGCCAUCAACUACGAUCUGCCGGCAGACGCUGAUUCAUAUCUUCACCGCGUGGGUCGUGCUGGCCGUUUCGGCACGAAGGGUCUGAGCAUCUCUUUCGUCAGCAACGAGCAAGACGAAGCUGUGCUGAAGGAGAUCGAGCGAAGAUUCGACGCCAAAGUUCCGGAAUACCCAGAAGGCGGCGUGGACUCGAGCACUUACAUGGCUUCUUAG